Xyrauchen texanus (razorback sucker) is the source of this 1518-nucleotide messenger RNA. RefSeq names its product follistatin-like 1a (gene fstl1a). Gene Ontology annotation, biological process: cell differentiation; regulation of BMP signaling pathway; multicellular organism development. The coding region runs from base 101 to 1042 and encodes 313 amino acids. The transcript has 11 exons. Gene Ontology annotation, molecular function: calcium ion binding; protein binding. The record is from RefSeq and is a predicted model, not a curated record. NCBI's taxonomy places the organism in Eukaryota, Metazoa, Chordata, Actinopteri, Cypriniformes, Catostomidae.
UGGGGGUCGAGGGAGGGUAGAUCACACGUUCUCUCCAGAAGUUGUUCUUCUUUAGUUCUCACUCUGUCCGUGCAGCAAACUCCAUCUCUUGUCGCUCCUCAUGAUGAUGAUUCGGACCCUUUCACAGUUCAUUUGCCUCACCGUAGUCUGCUGUUUCGCAGAGGGAAUGAGUAAAAGUAAAAUUUGUGCAAAUGUGUUCUGUGGAGCUGGGAGAGAAUGUGCAAUAUCAGAGAAAGGAGAACCCACCUGCCUGUGCAUAGAGCAAUGUAAAACCCAUAAGCGUCAAGUUUGUGGCAGCAAUGGGAAAACAUACCGGAAUCAUUGUGAGCUGCAUCGUGAUGCUUGUCUCACUGGACUCAAAGUACAUUUUGCCCAUGAUGGACAUUGUGAAAAGAAAAAAAUUGAAAAGUUCACCUACAGCCCAAUUGUUUGUUACCUGGCGGACCGUAAUGAGUUGAGAAGUCGUGUGAUUGAAUGGAUGCAGUCAGAGGUGGAACCUGACGGCUGGUUUUCUAAAGGAUCCAACUUCUCAGAUGUCCUACUCAAAUACUUCCAGAACUAUGAUAAUGGAGACGCUCAGCUGGACUCCACAGAAUUCCUUAAGUUCAUUCAGCACAAUGAGACUGCCACCAAUAUCACUUCUUACGUUGAAGAGGAAAACAACCAUCUGCUCAGAAGUCUGUGUGUGGAUGCUCUUAUUGAGCUGACUGAUGAGAAUGCUGACUGGAAACUGAGCUUUGAUGAGUUUCUCAACUGCCUCAGGCCUGGAUUCAACCCUCCAGAGAGACAUUGUGCCUUGGAGGAUGAGACGUAUGAGGAUGGGGCUGAGACUCAGGUGGAGUGUAACCGCUGCGUUUGUGCCUGCGGAAACUGGGUCUGCACUGCUGUAACCUGUGAUGGAUCAAAUAAGUUACCUGCUCUUGAGGGAAUUGAGGGAAAUGACCAGGAGAUGACAGAAGAGGAGUGGACGCAGCGAGUGGCCGAACUCAGUAAACUUCAGGAUACUGUGGAGAGGAUGAAAGUGGCCACUAAGUCUGAGUAGAAUGGAGUAAUCUAAACUGAAAGACAAAACAAGCAUGAGAGCAGGGAAAAAUUUCAGCUUCAGUUUACUAGUGUUUUAAUUCUAUGGGAAAAAAUAAUUUAGUUUAUUGCAUUAAUUAUUGCAGUUCUCAGAAGUGUAUUCCAUUAUAUAUAUCUUUUUUAUUUGUUUAUUUGAUAUUAUAAGACUUUAUGUUUUGUACCUGUUGUGCAAACUAUUAAAAACAUUUAAAUAUUUUUUUUUAUGCAUUUAGUGUAAUUGUAAUGUUUUUGUGUACAGGGUUUUAGACAAAAAAUGUUGGCCAAUAAUCAAUUCAUCAAAAUGACCCUGUAAAUAUCUUAAGGUUUUGUGACCCAUAAAUAACUGGUCACGAUCAUGACAGUUGACCGCAGCAAACAUCAGAGAGUGAAAGUGGCCAGAUUGAAGAAUGAAUCUUUCUUAGUUAAAACUUCAAAAUGUAUUCUGUCUGCACCGAUAAA